ACCAACUCCCAGAACUCCCAGCUAAUUCACUUCCCCUCCGUCUAAGUGGAAGCUGCUGUACUUCCUCUACCCUGCUAAAGGAAGUGCCAGAAUAAGCAGUCGAGGAGCUGGACGUAAGCACCUCUGGUUCUGACCGCUGGCCCCGCUCAACCUUUCUGAAGCAGCAGCCCGACUCCAUCAGAUCCCUCACUGGAGCACUGUCCUGAAUCUACAGCAUGGAUACCGGCCGCACCGCCUUCAUCCUCAUCUACUGUCUUCUCUUCAUCACAAACAAGUCUUCUGCCACAGAAGAGCCAAAUGCAUCUGCAGAACCUGCAAACAAGUCUUCUGCCACAGAAGAGCCAAAUGCAUCUGCAAAAAAUGGACAGACAGCCGCUACAACAUCAAAUCCUUUGGGUAAUUCACCAGGGACUUCUAACACAACAAAUCCUUCAGGAGGAUCUGGAUUUUCUCCUACAGCAGUGGAAGCUAAAGUAGGAUCUACAUCAGCGCCACUUGCAACAAGUUCUCCAGAAAAUAAAUCUGCAUCCUCUACAACACAGAGUCCUCCAGGAACAUCUGCAUCUUCUGCAACACAUAGUCCUGCAGGAAAAUCUGCAUCAGCGUCUCCUGCAAUACAGAAUCCUCCAGGAAAAUCUGCAUCUGCAUCUCCUACAACACAGAAAACUCCAGAAGGAUCUGCACUGCCACCUGCAGUAGGAGGACGAUCUGCAUCAGGGUCUAAGGCAACACAGACGCUUCCAGAAGAAUCUGCAGGCAAGUCAGCUGCAACAGUGGAGCCUAAAGCAACACAACCUGCAAAGCUGUCUCCCCCAGCAGGGAUACCUAAAAGUGGAAAAUCUGAUGAUAAUAUCACUAACGAGACUGGAAAAAUGCAUGGAUCAGCUGGCGAAUCUUCUUCAACUCCAAAACCAGAUACUCCUGAUAAUAAGAAAUACUUUUGGAUUUUGUUGCCUGUGGGAGUUGCUUUCCUGGCUGUGGCAAUGUACUUCAGGUACAAAUUCUUCAAAGUCCACCAUCAUCCAGAGACAACAGAUAAUGGAACUGAGAAUGCUUCAUUCCAAAGGACGGAAAGUAACAGAGACGGGGUCACGCUGCUGGGAGUGAAAUCGUCAGGCACUGAGGAGGGCGCUGCUGCAUAAUAAGCAGGAUGAGGAAGUGAGAGACAAGAAGCGAAAGAAGCAGAUAAUGGAAGAUGAAGACCACCAGCCUUGCUUUUGUUUGUUUGGGAUGGGAUGAAUUGGAACAGUAUAUUUUGGGUUUAGUAUGUUUAAUUUGUAUGCAGUGAAUUGGAGCUUGGGUUAAUAUGAACUCUGUACAAAAUAAAGCUGAAUGAAGGAGCUUUGUUUUUAUCCAAUAUUUCCAGAAAAAAGACAUUCAUUCUUUUACAGUCUUCAUCAUCAUCCUAAAGCGAAUGCAUUUAUUUGCUCAUUUCUUCUUUAUAUUUUUGUCUUUCAAAAAUGCACACAAUCUAGUUCUACUUAUCAAAAAGUCAGGAUUUUAACACAACAGUAACACUCAUUUACAUUGCAAAUGUUACUGUCUACAUUUCUGUUGAAAUAUGAUUGCAUUGUUUUAUACAUUGUGUCCAACCACAUUUUUUUUAUGGAUGUUUGAGGUGUUUUUCUUCAAACUGCAUCAAAUUAGGGGCCUGCUGAAGAUGGAUAUCAUAGACUUUUAAACUUCUAGAUUAAAGCAGUCUCCUUAAAGCUAAAGCUACUGAUGCAAAUUCAGGUUUUAACAUUAUUUUAUUUCAUUUUUCAGACUUUUACAGUAAUAUAUUGUAUUAAUGUUGCAGGUCCAUCACAGAAGAACUGCUUAAUGAUAAUUUGACAGACAUUAAAGUUUUUUUUUAGAACAGUGGAAAAUGUUUUUCUAUUUUUUUAUGAUUGUUUUCUGUUCAUUUGUUAUUAUGUCAUUUAUUGUCUGAUUUAUCAGGUGUCUAAAUAGUAUAUUGAUAUCAUUAAUACACUUAAUUUCAGGACUGCUUAUUAUUUUCUUUGUUUGGUUUUUAAUAUAACCCAUUUGUCAGAGAAUAUGUAACAUAUCUGUAAAUACUUUGGAACACUUAAGCUGAUGAAACCAUAACUCUGAUGCCACAUAUGCCUCAUGUAUUCAAAGCUCACAUCAGGUUUUAUUGUGGAAUUGUGAGCCGUUUUUAGGCAUUUCACAAUAUGUUUACUCAUUUUCUGUUUAGUAAAGGAAAUGUGAGAAAUAA
Molecule: messenger RNA, 2218 nt
Organism: Astyanax mexicanus (Mexican tetra)
Lineage: Eukaryota; Metazoa; Chordata; Actinopteri; Characiformes; Acestrorhamphidae
Exons: 21
Coding region: 216-1142 (308 amino acids)
Source: RefSeq, a predicted model, not a curated record